AUGUAUCUUGUGACGCUGCUGGGCGGUGCCUCGUGCCUCAACGCCGACCUCAACGACUGGUACUGGCAGUACCUGUCCGGCGAGCAGCCCAUGCCAGCCUUCGUCCCGCAUCUCGUGUACCUGCUGUACGAACCCGUGCACACCCCCGGGCAUUCCAUGUUCCGGUUCCAGAUCUUCGAACAGACCCUGCACGAGAUCAUCGCCCAUAACAAGCUGAAGCUGUCCUGGACCAAGGGGAUCAACGACUUUACAGACCUCACCUGGGAGGAGUUUAGGGGGCUGAAGCUCAUGGCCCCUCAGAAUUGCUCAGCCACCGAGCACAACCUCAAGGUCAAGAGCAACCGGAAGCUGUCCGCCCCCUCUGAUUUCGACUGGAGGAGCAAGGGCAUGGUCAGCCCUGUCAAGAACCAGGGUGCCUGCGGCUCUUGCUGGACUUUCUCGACUGUUGGUGCCAUUGAGUCUCACUGGAACAUUCUCCGGAAGGGGCGAAAUGACACUUUCGCUGAGCAGCAGUUGGUCGACUGCGCGCAGGCGUUUGACAACCACGGCUGCAACGGCGGGCUGCCCUCGCAUGCCUUCGAGUACAUCAAGUAUGCACCCGGGCUGAUGCGCAGCAGCGAUUACCCCUACACCGCGAAGGAUGGGCAGUGCCAGUUCAACAAGACCCUGGCUCGUGUGCAGAUUCCCUACGGAUCCUUCAACAUCACCGCUGGCAACGAGAUCGAGGCGGCCGAGCGGCUGUACAACGCGGCCCCCGUGUCAGUGGCGUUCCAGGUGGUGCAGGGCUUCAAGGACUACAAGUCAGGGGUGUACACGAGCAGCACCUGCAAGAACGGCAAUGGCGACGUCAACCACGCAGUGCUGGCCGUAGGCUACGGCAAGAUGGACGGAAAGGACUUCUGGGCGAUCAAGAACUCAUGGGGCCAAACCUGGGGCGACAACGGAUACUUCAAGAUGGAACGCGGCAAGAACAUGUGCGGAGUGGCCCAGUGCAACUCCUACCCCCUGAUCGAUGGCCGGCAGCUUGAUGACCUCGAGGCCUCGCAAUGA
This is a messenger RNA of Hippocampus zosterae (dwarf seahorse), 1050 nucleotides long. RefSeq lists its product as uncharacterized. Gene Ontology annotation, biological process: immune response. Gene Ontology annotation, cellular component: lysosome. Gene Ontology annotation, molecular function: cysteine-type endopeptidase activity. NCBI's taxonomy places the organism in Eukaryota, Metazoa, Chordata, Actinopteri, Syngnathiformes, Syngnathidae. The record is from RefSeq and is a predicted model, not a curated record.